Lachancea dasiensis is the source of this 1008-nucleotide messenger RNA. Lineage: Eukaryota; Fungi; Ascomycota; Saccharomycetes; Saccharomycetales; Saccharomycetaceae. The record is from the annotation of a GenBank genome assembly.
AUGGCUUCCCUACUCACUGAAACAGAGCCUCAGGAUACUCUGCCGUUUGUUAAGGACGCAACUCCGUCGUUUGAAUCGAAUGAGCGCAUUUUAGCUCCGUCCAUCGAUGAAGUGGACUCAAAUCCAGAAGAGCUGCGAACGCUUCGUGGUAAAGGCCGGUAUUUUGGAGACUCUGACCCAUCUGAGUUUAUUGCUGAUGCAGAGCCCAAGUGUAAUAACUGCUCUCAACGUGGUCACUUCAAGAGAGACUGCCCGCACGUCAUUUGCUCGUACUGUGGUUUGAUGGACGACCAUUAUUCCCAACAUUGUCCAAAGGCUAUUCGGUGCGCAAACUGCAAUGGAGAAGGCCACUAUCGCAGUCAGUGUCCGCAUAAGUGGAGGCGGAUCUUUUGUACCUUGUGCAACAGCAAAAGACACUCGCGGGACCGUUGUCCUAGCAUCUGGAGAAGCUAUUAUCUUUUACAAGGCAACAGGCGGCGAGCAUUGGCAAUCCACAAAAUUUACUGCUAUAACUGCGGUGAGAAGGGUCAUUUUGGCGAUGAUUGUUACCAUGACCGGUCUUCCAGGGUGCCGAACGAGGACGGAAGUGCAUUUUCUGGAGAAAAUCUACCAAAACAAGUCAAGCAGGACUACUACACUCACUUGGAAAGAUACCAUGCUGACUUUCUACCAGAGGUGAGUUUUGAUGAGUACAGAAGCCAGACGAAUAAGAAAUACGGCGGGUACUCGGAUAAGACAGAUAGUUCCUUGUAUGACGAUGGCUCGUUGUCCAGUUCACAUUCCAAGAGGUCUAAGAAGAGGAGCCGAAAGAACGAAGGAGACAAUAAGAGGUUAGGUUCACAUUCUUCGAAAGGUGGUGUAAAUUCGAAUUUUUAUCCACCUCCAUACCAGAAAUCCAAACCGGCUCCCAGGCCAUCUUCAAGAGGCGUUGUACCACCAAAACAUACCCGUAAUCCAUUAGACUUUCCUCGCUCUUCCAAACCACAUCAUCAACGAUUUGAGUACUAG